Molecule: messenger RNA, 3509 nt
Organism: Acomys russatus (golden spiny mouse)
Lineage: Eukaryota; Metazoa; Chordata; Mammalia; Rodentia; Muridae
Gene: Niban1
Product: niban apoptosis regulator 1
Exons: 14
Coding region: 306-3083 (925 amino acids)
Source: RefSeq, a predicted model, not a curated record
UGCGCAGUUCCCAAAUUAGAGGAAAGUCAGCCUUGAGAAGAAGAGACGCCCUUCUACCUCUGACAGUCCUUGGAGCUCCUUGGACAGCUCCCAGGGCUCAACUUGGCAGCGGGGGCGGGAAGACAGUCCCCCGGGCCAGCCCACACAUCUUCUGAGGGCGCGGGGCCCGGAGGAGGCGCCCGGACCGGCGACGCCUCUCGAGGAAGUUGGCGCUUUAAUUACAGAGCCAGUUCCCUGUAGCAGCCACCUUCAGCGGCGAGCAGCAGGCACAGUCAGUCCUCUGACUCGGGUGCAGUACCGCGGCCAUGGGCGGCUCGACCUCCAGCCAGCUGGACGAGGGCAAGUGUGCCUACAUCCGAGGGAAAACUGAGGUUUCUAUCAAAAACUUCAGUCCCUACUACAUCCGCCAAUAUUCUGUGGCUUUCUGCAAUCAUGUGCGCAGCGAGGUGGAACAGCAAAGAGAUUUGACGUCACAACUUCUGAAGACCAAGCCCCCGCUGGAACCAGGAACCGUGUUGUAUGAAGCCGAGCUCUCACAGUUUGCUGAAGACAUCAGGAAAUGGAAGGACAGAUACGUUGUGGUUAAAAAUGAUUUUGCUGUGGAAAGCUAUGAGAACAAAGAGGCCUAUCAGAGAGGAGCUGUUCCUAAAAGCAGGAUUCUUCCAGCGGGUGGCAAGGUGUUAACCUCAGAAGAGGAAUAUAGCCUCUUAUCUGAUAAGCAUUUCCCAGACCCCACUGCUCCCAGUGAGAAGAGCUCCCAGCCCUUUGUGGUCCUGCCCAAGGCAUUCCCGGUAUACCUGUGGCAGCCGUACCUCAGGCAUGGCUACUUCUGUUUCCACGAGGCUGCGGAACAGCAGAAGUUCAGUGCUCUUCUGAAUGACUGCAUCAGACACCUGAACCACGAUUACACGAAGCAGACGACAUUUGAAGCCCAAGCCUUUUUGCAAGCUGUGCAGUCCUUCCGGCAGGAGAAGGGUCUCUAUGGAGCAUGGGAAACGAUGGUUGGGGAUGAAGUCCAGGUCCUGAGCAAUCUGGUGAUGGAGGAGCUCCUACCUACCCUUCAGACUGACCUGCUGCCUAAGCUGAAGGGGAAGAAGAAUGACAGGAAGAGGGCCUGGUUCGGACUCCUGGAGGAAGCCUACAGUCUGGUUCAGCAUCAGGUGUCAGAGGGAUUAAGUGCCUUGAAGGAGGAGUGCAGAGCUCUGACAAAAGGCCUGGAAGGGACCAUCCGCUCAGACAUGGAUCAGAUUGUGAACUCAAAGAACUUUCUAGCCGGGAAGAUCAGAGCAAUGGUGGCUGAGCCAGCUGAGAAGAGCUGUGGGGAGAGUGUGCAGCCGUUCCUGGCAUCCAUUCUGGAGGAGCUAAUGGGGCCGGUGAGCUCAGGCUUCAGUGAAGUCCGAGCCCUUUUCGAAAAAGAAGUAGAUGAAGUCAGCCAGAGCUUCCAUGCCAGUCAGGACGGUGCCCAGCUGAAGGAGUAUCUAAACCAGCUAGUGAAGCUUCCUCUGGAUUCUGUGAAGAUGGAGCCUUGUUACACUAAAGUCACCCAGCUUCCUGAGGGCCUGCUGGACCUUCAGAGCCGCUUCAGAUUCCCUCAUGCUGACCUGGUGGUCCAGAGGACUCAGAACUACAUGCAAGAGCUCAUGGAGAACGCUGUGUUCACGUUUGAGCAGUUGCUCUCCCCACAUCUCCAAGGAGAGGCUUCCAGAACAGAAGCAGCCAUCGAGAAGGUUAAACUCCGUGUUUUAAAGCAAUACGAUUACGACAGCAGCACCAUCCGGAAGAAGAUCUUUCAGGAGGCGUUGAUUCAAAUCACACUGCCCACUGUGCAGAAGGCCCUGGCGUCCACAUGCAAACCGGAGCUUCAGAAGUACGAGCAGUUCAUCUUCGCAGACCACACCAACAUGAUCCAUGUUGAGAAUGUCUAUGAAGAGAUUUUGUAUCAGAUCCUCCUUGAUGAAACACUGAAAGUGAUAACGGAGGCGGCUGUCUUGAAGAAACACAACUUAUUUGAAGACAACAUGGCCUUGCCCAGUGAAAGUGUAUCCAGCCUGACAGAUCUUAAAACCUCCGUGGGGUCGAAUCAGGCCAGCCCAGCCAAAAGAGCAUCUGCUGUUCUUCCUGGAGCUCCAGAUAGGGAGCUGUUGAGUAACGAAGUGUUCCCGGAGCCAGAGGAAAAGAAACGGCAGCCUGAGGCACCUGCCUUGUUGGCUAAAGAAGAAAGUCCCGCCGUUCCUGGGUCCAGUCUUCCUUCAGGUGGGGAUGGGCAGGCGUCUGUGUCCAGUGUGGGUAACUCUGCUAGCAAUCCUCUCACUGUAGAGAAUACAGCAGUGCCCUUCAGCUCACACUUGUCAGAGGCGGAAGUUGGGGAGACCCUUAAAGAUGAGGAGCCAAUCUGUGAAAAGCCAGAGUCCAGCACCACUCUGGGAUCCCUGAAGGAGCUGAAGGAGUUGCUGACUGUGACAGUGUCCGAAGAGUCUGCCCUGGUGAUUGAAAAUGAUGCACCUAUUCCCCAGGAAGAUGAGGAAGAAGAGAACAAGACCUGCCCAGAAGCCAGCUGUCUAGCUGCCAUCCAGCAGGACAACUGUAAAGAACAUGAAGCCAGAGCUUCGGAGGUUGAGGCUCCUGGGGUGGAGCUGGGGACAUUGCCGGAAGGUAGCUGUCCUACCUCUCAGUCUACCGAUGGGGGGCCCACUGAGGAUACCAGCUGUCUAAGCCCCAUAGAGAAGCCCCCUGAGGCUCCAGAUACCACUGAGGAGGUGUCCCCAGCUGUCAUUUCCACACAGGACACCACCCAUGCAGGAGGUGAGGCUGUGCCUGCUGUGGCUGUCACACUCCAAGAAGAGGCCACGUUAAGUUCUAAUCCCAUCUGUCCUGUGGAGAGCAAUGAGAUGCCCCAGGUUUCUGCACAUCAAGAUGUUCUGGGAGGGAAUGGAAGCCCAGCUCUUGCUGUGGAUUCAGAGCCAGUCAAUGCUCUGCAUGUGCAUGAGUGCCAGUGGGUGGUAGAGGAUGCUCUAAGCACUGACAUCAUCGAUGUGCACGAUCAUGAUGUGAGCUCCUCAGAGCAGCCCUCAGGGGACUGGUAGGAAUGGUUUGCCAGUCCUUUUUCUUUUUUGAAACUAUCAGUCAAAGGGUUUUAGUUAUGGGUAUCCAUAGGAGAUUGCAUGCGGUUUGCUAUGAAAGAUGAUAAAAAUAUUUCCUUAGUAUGAAUGAUAAAGCCAGGGGAAAUGUAUACAGGGUGUGAGCACUGAUGCUGACGUUGGGGAGCUGGACUGUUCUUUGUGAAUCAUGGAUCACUAUAGCAUUUGAUAGAAAUGUAAGAGAGAGCUGGAGCAUUGGGGCGAAAAGCAGUUAAAGGGGCUCCGGAGAGGGGGCAAUAAGGCAGCAGAGACUGAAAGAGCAGGAAAUGGCACCUCCAUAUUCUCAUCACUGAAAUGUGGUACAAAGCUUGUGCCGCACUUUAAGGCAUUUUUUAGCAAGAGCCCAAAGGACUCCAGCCUCAUCACCCACUC